AUGUCGCUCCCCUACACUAUGGUCUUCACCCUCUUGAUGACAGAGAUGAUCACAUUCAUCUUCUUGAUUCUCCCCUUGCCAUUCAAGUGGAGAAGAGGGAUGCUCAACUUCCUUUCCAAGUCUCCCUUCAUGGCCAACAUCCAAUAUGUCAUGAAGAUUGUCUUCAUCUUUGUGUUUAUCCUGUUCAUCGACUCGUUGAACCGUGUCAUCAAGGUCGAGGAGGUCAGCAAUGACAACACCCACCACCAUCCCCACACCGAGACCACCGUUGCCGCCAGACGUUUCUAUGCCCAGCGCAACAUGUACCUUACUGGAUUCACCUUGUUCUUGUCGUUGAUCUUGAACCGCACCUUCUUCAUGAUCUUGGAUUUGCUCAAGAGUGAGGAGAAGAUGGAAAUUGUCAAGAAGCAGGCUGCCCAGCAGAGCAAGGAGUACCAGCGUGUUCUGGAGUCAGAGAGCAACUUGAAGAAGGAGCUCAAGGACUUGACUGAGAUUGUUGCCAGCCAUGAGUCGACCCGUCGCGAUCUCGAGAACUUGAAGAAGCAGGCCAGCCAGCAGCAGCAGGAGUACUUGCGCAUGGCUGAUGAGAACACUGCCAUGGAGAAAAAGCUCAAGGGCGUCAAGUCUGAGAACAAGAAGGACAUCUAA
Molecule: messenger RNA, 648 nt
Organism: Linnemannia hyalina
Lineage: Eukaryota; Fungi; Mortierellomycota; Mortierellomycetes; Mortierellales; Mortierellaceae
Source: the annotation of a GenBank genome assembly